Leptopilina boulardi is the source of this 2749-nucleotide messenger RNA. RefSeq lists its product as uncharacterized. Lineage: Eukaryota; Metazoa; Arthropoda; Insecta; Hymenoptera; Figitidae. Bases 479 to 1702 code for a protein of 407 amino acids. The record is from RefSeq and is a predicted model, not a curated record. The transcript is spliced from 8 exons.
CGCGCCGGCGCUUCGGCGUCGCGACGUCGGUAACCCACAAACAGGAGCUAGGGAGAGGGUGGGGGGUUGUUGUGCGUCGUAGUGCUGUUCGUGCCUGGACCUUAUGCGCCCCCAAAAGAGCCGGCAGCUAGUGCAAGACGAGUCGGUCCUUGGCCGUGUGCGUGGCCAGCAGUGGGAUUAGUGGUGUUUUUUUUUCACCGUCGGUCACUGGUACCCGCGUUGAGUUUUGUUACCUCCCUCCCCCAAACCCCUUCUCAUACAUUGAGAGUUACUAUAUUUAUAUAUAUAUAUAUAUAUAUAUAUAGGGGCAGGUGUCGGGGGGCAGUUGCCAACCGUUUUUCCUGCAGGUGCGAUAUAAUAAUGCGGUACGUGCCGCGUCAUCGAUUACAAAAAAAGUGACGGGGAGAAAUGUGAUAGGAAGAGAAAAAAGGCGCCCUGAGAGUUGGUGCCUGACCGGGAGGGGUCGGGACGAAGAGAAAUGCAACGAAAAUCGUCGACGAGCACCUGCAUCGCGAACCUUAUUUGGGUGCUUUGCGCUCUCGUCACAUUAUGCUGCUUCUUCGUACGGCCAGCCCUAGGGGCCCCGGGCCCCCCUGAUACCGGCAUCAAACUAGAACUGAAAAGCCAUGGUGAACAAAAGUUCGGAGACAGCUGCAAGGAUGACUCAGAUUGUGGAUUUGAUGGAUCGGAAUGCCAUCAAGAGCAGAAGAAAUGCUACUGCCGAAAGGAAUUCACGGUUACAAAUCACAUAGACAAAUGUGGAAUGCCCGCCAAUAUUGAUGAAUUGUGCUACUUCCAUGAACAGUGUCAAGCAAAAGUUCCCAAAACUGAAUGUCGAGAUGGACUUUGUUCUUGUGUUUUUGAUAAAAUUCCCAGAUUGAAUGAUGACAAUAGUAUAGAGUGCAUCGAUUUACCACCAAGAGGAGGUAAAAAAAUUGGAGAUGACUGUAAAACUGAUAGUGAAUGUGGAUUUUAUGGAGCACACUGUAGUGCUGAUCAUAAAAAAUGUUUCUGCAAGAACGAGUUUCUCACCUCAAAUCAAAUUGACAAAUGUGGAAAUCCUUCUAACGUGAACGAAUCAUGUGAUUUCAACGAACAAUGCGAAAUGAAGGUACCACAAACCGAAUGUCGCGAUGGCCGUUGUAUUUGCAUAUUUGAAAAGAUUCCUGUACUUCAAGAUGAUGGAACUACAGUUUGUAUCGCUGAAAUCAGGGAACCGCCAAAUUUACGAACUGUUGAUCCAGCAAUGAUUGGAGUCCUCGUUGGAAUGGCUUUGAUGUUUGUCAUUAUUUGCGUCGUUCUUAGACUUUUUAGCAAAGCACGUUGGCGGGAAAAUCGCACCAUCUUCAAUACACCAAAUGCUCGUCUAAUGAACGUCUCAUUAUUGAAGGACAACAAACUUCUUCAUGGACAAGAGAGGCGCGGAUCACGCGCUAGUGUCAGAGGACCAUCACGACAACCAUCAAUGGCAUCCUUGCGUGCUCAUUCGCCGAACGCCUCGCAAGACGUGGUACAAGAUACUCGAAUAACAAAGCCUUCGUUGCCAGGGUCUCGUACAGGAUCACGUCGUGGAAGUCGUGGAAGCAGUGGGAAUGCAUCCGCAGUUUCCAAUAGAUCCAAUAAAUCGCCACCCAAUCAUAAUACCCCGGCUGAUCCAGCAAUGGAGGACGUCGCGGUCAAGAUACUUGAGGCCAAGGCGUAAAAAUACUUCGAUAUACCCGUCUUCUAUUUAUAUAAUUAUAAUCAAUUACAUACAGAUAUAUUAUAAUAUAAGAAAAUCGCAUUUUAUGUAGAGAGAGAGAAAAAAAAAAAAAAACGUUAAGUGCAUUUACAUUGAGCUUAAUUUAUCCGCAGGUUUUGAAAAAAGAAAGAGAGCAGUGACCUUGAGAAUGAAGUGGGAGGGGAAAAGAAUGAGAAAGAAAGAGAUAAAACGUUAGCUCUUUCUCACUUUUGCUCUUCUCCCCACCUUUUAUGCUCAAAGCGCGCGCACUCGCUCCUCCUCCUUUCAAAAAUUUACGUAAACUAAACUCAUUUUAAAUGCAUUCAUAAUCAACAGCUUCAGAUUGAAACGCUCCUUUAAUGAAUUUAAUCUAACAAAUUAUACAAAAGCUUUCAAAUGAAUCUCACUCUAUUAGGACAAAAGAAUUAUUCAAAAACAAAAAAAACAAAGCUUGAGUUGUUUCUUUCGAAGCGAAAAUUGACCCUAAAUUUUUUUUUUGGGACAUUUAGCGGGUACAUUUUUCGAAAAACUCAUUAUAGCGAAAGUAAUAUAUAUAUAUAUCAAGUAGAUAAUUUACUUUGGCGAGUCUUUUAUGCUCCCGCAAAUUAUUAUUCGUCUUUUCUGUCGAUAAUGUAAUCAUUGAUAAAUGAAAAAAAAUAUUAUGUAUAGAACAUAUAUUUUAGAAUUUCAGACAUAGUUUUUCUCUAGGUUUUAGAAUUUUUCUACCACACACAUACACACACUAACACACACUUUAUUUCUCAAAGGCUUUUUUUCCAAUUUUCACCAAUAUAUAUAUAUACUGAAAAUAACCAAAAGAAAAAAAAAUAUUGAUCCUUUGUGGUGACCAAAUUGAAUUUAAGAUUUAUUGUCAUUUCAAGUGAGAAAAUUGCCGGAUAUGAAAUUGUUAUAACAAUUAUUUUACGAAAUGACUAAAGGUGUUUUUUUUUCAAGAAAACAUUUUUAUAUUUUAUUAAUUUCAGUAAAAUUUUCUACUACGAAAUUAAUGAUUUUUCUAAAAAACUAAAA